Macadamia integrifolia is the source of this 1791-nucleotide messenger RNA. RefSeq names its product beclin-1-like protein. The transcript is spliced from 9 exons. Gene Ontology annotation, biological process: late endosome to vacuole transport; autophagosome assembly; autophagy. Lineage: Eukaryota; Viridiplantae; Streptophyta; Magnoliopsida; Proteales; Proteaceae. Gene Ontology annotation, cellular component: phosphatidylinositol 3-kinase complex, class III, type II; phagophore assembly site; phosphatidylinositol 3-kinase complex, class III, type I. The record is from RefSeq and is a predicted model, not a curated record. Bases 112 to 1650 code for a protein of 512 amino acids.
UCUACCUUUCCUUCUAUAAUCUCUCUCCUUGUCGCUGAGUUUCGCCUCUUUCGCAAGUCACGAGCAAAUCGAGUCUACAGAAACCAGAAACGUCUGAAAGUGAAGAAGCAGAUGAAGGACGAUCCAUCUGAUAAAGGCAGGGGCUUCCCUGUCGAUCCGAAUCUCCCUAGAUGGAUUUGUCAGAACUGUCGUCACCCCCUCUGCGUCGUAGGCGUCGAUUCAUAUGCAGACAAGUUCUUCAACGACUCAUCUCGUUCUGGGAUGCAGGGCUCCUCAGUCCAUGGGAUGGGGAGUGUGUUAGGUUCAACCCCAAUGGACAACUCAUUUGUUGUGUUACCAAAGCAAAGAAGCCAGGCGCAAGGGAUACCUCCUCGUCCUUGCAGUGCAACUUCGCAGCCUGAUACUGGGAGGGCAAUGGAAGAAUCAUUCGUGGUGUUGCCUCCUGCUGCUGCUUCCAUGUACAAGUCUGAAUCCACAUCUGAUGGAAUUGGAACCCAUUUACCAUCACAUUAUGGAGUCUCCAACAGCCCCUUGCAGCCCAACAAUUCUGGGUUUCACUCGAGCAUAACUGUCUUGAAGCGUGCAUUUGAAAUUGCCACCACCCAAACACAGGUUGAGCAACCUUUAUGCCUGGAGUGUAUGCGAGUGCUGUCUGAUAAACUUGACAAAGAGGUGGAAGAUGUCAACAGGGAUAUCAAAGCGUUUGAAGCCUGCCUUCAACGCAUGGAGGGAGAGGCCCGUGAUGUUCUUAGCGAGGCCGAUUUUCUUCGGGAGAAGUUGAAGGUUGAAGAAGAAGAGAGAAGACUUGAAGCAGCAAUUGAAGAAACCGAGAAACAAUGUGCAGAAGUAAAUGCCGAUCUGAAAGAUCUAGAAUUGAAAUCCAAGCGCUUUACAGUAUUAGAGGAACGGUAUUGGCAUGAGUUCAACAAUUUUCAGUUCGAGUUAACUUCACAUCAGGAGGAGAGAGAUUCCAUUUUGGCUAAGAUUGAAGUCUCACAAGCACAUUUGGAACUGUUGAAGCGCACCAAUGUGCUUAAUGAUGCAUUCCCUAUAUGGCACGAUGGUGAAUUUGGAACCAUUAACAAUUUUCGACUUGGACGCCUUCCUAAAAUACUGGUAUGCUGUGUCAAUAGUAAUUUAUAUGGGGAAUUGAUAAAACUCAAUAUGAAGCAGUUUGUGAGAUAUCCUGAAUUUGUCUUUUCCAGAUAUCGAAUAAAAAUUCUUCCUAUGGGAAGUUAUCCUCGAAUUAUGGACAGCAACAAUAACACAUAUGAUCUGUUUGGUCCUGUCAACUUAUUUUGGAGCACUCGCUAUGACAAAGCGAUGACUCUAUUCCUGACAUGUUUGAAGGACUUUGCAGAGUUUGCAUAUUCUAAGGAUCAAGAGAACAACAUACCUCCAGAAAAAUGUUUCAAGCUACCAUACAAGAUUGAGAAUGACAGAGUGGAGAACUACACCAUCACACAGAGUUUCAACAAGCAGGAGAAUUGGACUAAAGCUUUAAAGUACACCCUUUGUAAUCUGAAAUGGGCUCUCUACUGGUUUGUUGGGAACACAAACUUUCAGCCUCUUUCUGCAAUGGUCUCAUCGCAUUCUGAGGCUCCUGGAAUGGGUUCUUUGUACACAAAACAUGUUACGGACUCCCACUGAACCCCUGAGACGGUGAGAUUCCCCCACAACCCCCCCCCUCUUGAAGAAAAACCACAUGUCAAUAUGUAUAUAGCAACAUUCAUGCAAAAUCAAUAGUCAGAAAGCUGGUUACUACGAUAUAUAUUAAAACCUUUUAUACAA